Messenger RNA from Amaranthus tricolor (Joseph's coat), 1326 nucleotides. RefSeq lists its product as uncharacterized. Lineage: Eukaryota; Viridiplantae; Streptophyta; Magnoliopsida; Caryophyllales; Amaranthaceae. Gene Ontology annotation, biological process: RNA processing. Bases 128 to 1162 code for a protein of 344 amino acids. Gene Ontology annotation, molecular function: RNA binding; RNA methyltransferase activity. The transcript is spliced from 4 exons. The record is from RefSeq and is a predicted model, not a curated record.
CAUGAGGUCAUGAUUCUCAAACCUAGUAAAAGACUAAAAGUAGUAAUUAACAUGUGAAUAUUAGUGAAUUUUGAGGAGGAAUAAGAAUACAUUUUGUGAUUUUUGUGAGACGUGUAAAACCGUAACAAUGCACUGCGGAAGUUUACAAUGGUAUUCAACAUCUUACAACACUCUAACACUAGGAAUAUCCCCUAAUCACAAAAUUUCAAAUUACCAAACCAGAAAUCAAGGAAUUAAAAUCUUCAAUUUCUCAGUAAUUAAAUCAACUCAAUUGCCAUCAUCUGCAAAAUCCAUUACAAGCACUUCAAACCCAUUUGUUAAGCACUGUGUAAAGCUACGCCAAAGUUCUUCUUAUCGUCACUCUCAUGCUUCAGUUAUUGUUGUUGGCUCUACACUUAUCAGGGAAAUACAUGAGUUUUAUAAGCUGAACCAAGAGCUACGAAGUCCAAUAGAAUGUCUAUUUUUGCUCGAUAAAGCCGAGAUUCCAGAAGAGCUAUGUGAUAUUCCAGGAGAAAGAGUGUAUGUGAGUUCUUUGGUAAUGAAAAAGCUUGCUGGGGUUCAAUCAACUGAGUCCAUUGAAGUUAUAGCUCUCAUGACGAUGCCUAAAUCUUUCGUGAACUUGAGUGGUAACCAUCAAGAGAUGGAUUGUAUGAAAUGGUUUCAUUGCAGCAGUGCUCAUCGUAUUCUUGUUCUUGAAGGGAUCCAGGACCCUGGAAACCUUGGUACAUUGCUUAGAUCAGCUCUGGCAUUCAAAUGGAAAGGUGUUUUUCUGCUUCCGGGAUGCUGUGAUCCUUUCAAUGAGAAGGCUCUCAGGGCAAGCAGAGGUGCUCCGUUUCAGCUUCCCCUAGUUUCAGGACACUGGACACAUCUUGAAACUUUUAGCAAUGCUGUGCAAGCAACAAUACUUGCAGGACAUCCUGACAGUACUGAACAACUCAAGCUUGUUCAUAAGCUAUCUCAAGAGCUCGCACUUUCAUUAGCCGAUAAACCACUAUGUUUAGUUCUAGGCAGUGAAGGUAGCGGUCUUACAGAGAAGGCAAGGCGGUACUGUGAACUGGUAAGCAUUCCCAUGGCUGAUCAUUUUGAGUCUCUUAAUGUCGCGGUGGCUGGUGGAAUAUUUAUGUUUAUGCUUCAAUCUAAAUCAGAAAACCUACACACAUGAAUUGAUCUCAUAUAACUUUAUUUUUCUCUUUAUUUUGCAAUGUCAUAGAAUUUUUUGAUGCUUGUGUUAUAGGAAAUUCAUAUUAUGCAAUGGCAGGAAAAUUUUUUUAAGUUGUAAAAAUAGUUUUAAGCCGUUUCAAGUGGUUUUCAUGCUUUAGGCCGAAA